Molecule: messenger RNA, 1722 nt
Organism: Kwoniella shivajii
Lineage: Eukaryota; Fungi; Basidiomycota; Tremellomycetes; Tremellales; Cryptococcaceae
Product: homoserine O-acetyltransferase
Exons: 5
Coding region: 1-1722 (573 amino acids)
Biological process (GO): L-homoserine metabolic process
Cellular component (GO): mitochondrion
Molecular function (GO): homoserine O-acetyltransferase activity; L-serine O-acetyltransferase activity
Source: RefSeq, a predicted model, not a curated record
AUGCCUCCAAGAGCGACCAUCCCUUGUUCCGUUCAAUUACCUUCUAUCAAACCGACAUGGCAACCCCCUAAACCCCAUUUAGCAUCAUAUCAUCCUCCUGCAUUUUCACCUUCGUCUUCAACGUCGACAUUUGUACCUCCCGUUUCGCCUCAACUACCUCCGAGAAGAAAGCCAGCUUUUAGUCCAGGUGGAUUCGGUCUGCAAUCAUCACCUCAACCCGCGCCUUCACCCAGAUCAUGGAAGGGUAAAGAGAAAGCUAGAGAAGCCGAGCUGGACGAAAUCAGGAAGAAGGACGAAGAGAUUCGAAGAGAUGAAGAAAGGUUAGAAGGAAGGGAAAGUAAAGAAGGAAAAGAAGAAGCCGAGGCUUGUUACGUUCCUCCUCCUGCAACACUUCAUUUCUACUCACCGAAUCAACUUCCACUGCUUUACUCACCACAACCCUUACCACCUUUCCAGAUAGCUUACGAAACAUGGGGUAGACUCAAUUCGAAAAGAGAUAAUGCGAUUCUGUUACAUACGGGAUUAUCAGCUUCUUCACAUGUCGCAUCUGGUGGAAAUGAAGUUUCUUCUUUGACAUCUUCAAAAUCAGGAUGGUGGGAAGAAUUCGUUGGACCUAAUAAAUCCAUUGACACCAAUAAAUUCUUUGUCAUCUGCACGAAUGUUCUGGGUGGAUGUUUCGGUUCAACUGGUCCAUCAAGUCCUUAUCCACCUGGAGAUGGUGAAACUCGAUGGGCAACAAGGUUCCCAAUGUUAAGCAUACACGACAUGACUCGGGCACAACUGGACUUGUUGGACUCGAUGGGUAUCGACAAGUUGUACGCAAGCAUAGGCUCCAGUAUGGGGGGAAUGCAAAGUAUCUCCAUGGCUUAUAUAGCUCCUGAAAGAGUUGGAAGAGUCGCUAGUAUCUCUGCGAGUGGGAGAGCCGGCUUGAAUGGCGUCGGAAUGAGAUACGCUCAAAGAAGUGUAUUAAUGGCAGACCCUAAUUGGAACAGAGGAUUUUACUAUGAUGGUGUACCUCCUCAUAAUGGAAUGAAACUAGCUAGGCAAAUCGCAACCAUCACUUACCGAUCUGGACCAGAAUGGGAACAACGAUUUGGACGACAAAUGCUGUCAGAACAAGAAUCUGCUCUUGAUUCAGAGGGUAAUCCAGAUGUCCCAAGGCUAUCACCGGAUUUCUUGAUCGAAACUUAUCUUGAUCAUCAAGGAGAAAGGUUCUGCUUAACGUAUGACGCCAACUCUAUGAUUUACCUUUCAAAGGCAAUGGACCUCUUUGACAUGUCAGCUCCGGCUUUGACCUCUCUAGCUAAGAAAUUCAACGCUGCUUAUCCCGAUUCAAAUCCAUUCCCAUUCCCAUCUGACCCGGUCGAAAUAUCAGUAUCUUCUGCCAGACAUACAAGUUCUUCCGAAACUUCAGCAAGUAAACAAGUAUCAGAAUCCGAAACUCAGAAGAAAUUACAAAGGUUCAUUCCUACCUCCAAAUCUCCUCAUUUAGCUGAACUAGCUCAAGGUUUACAACGACUGAAGAGUAUUCCAGCUUUAGUAUUGGGUGUACAAAGUGAUGUCUUGUUCCCAGUCGAACAACAAAGAGAACUUGCAGAUGCGUUGAAAUUAGCUGGAAACGCAAAUGUCACUUAUUACGAGUUAGGUGGAGUUUGGGGUCAUGAUACUUUUUUACUGGAUGUGCAGAAUGUAGGAGGAGCUAUCAGGGGUUUCUUGCAUUGA